AUGUACUUGUGCCGUCUACGUAAACUUGACGCCAGCACCUUAAAGGGUGCUGCGCAUUAAAAAAGCGGUUAGCUGGUAUCAAAGAUAGCGUUGCAAGGGGUUAGAGCGAAUAAGAGGCUAUCCUAACCCUCGUCAAACACCUAAAAAGGAAACAAAAUUAAGGGUACCUAUGAAAGAAUUAUGGCAGAAUACGAAAGAUAGAAAAUACUUUUAGGAUAUAUGGGAAGCCCUCCUAUUCGGAAGUACUUCGGAUCAAUCCUUAAUUAUACCAGCUUGAGGACUUAAUAGAAUAGGUACCUAAGGAGGUAGGUUAGUUUAUUUUACCCCUAUUGGGUACCUACUAUAUAUGAUAGAUCAUUUAUUUUCUUUUUCCGGACUCAUGACAACGUCGAAUUUCUUCUUUGUGUCUGGCUUUACCUUGGAAGGUUAUUAUUAUCACCCCUCCAAUCGACAGGCCAAUCAAAUAUCAAAUAUCUCUAAUCAAUCAAUAUGGUCAAACAUGACCAUCCUAAGGCGAACAUUACCCUCGUAACUGAGUCGCGACAAGAACCGCGAUUUCGUAAACGAUUGACGCGCCGGACGCCCAUUCGAUCUGCAUCCCGCUUUGUUCCUCAAGAUCCCAACGAAACACCAGAGCAUCAUUUUCCCCUACAAACCAUUUCCUCGCGAUUUGCCCAGUCUCGCUUCAUCAACCGCUAUGAUAGCCGUGAGAUAUUGAUUCUUAUUGACGGGAGCUGCGUCAAUAACGGAAGUAGGGAUCAGACUGCCAAGCCAUCUUCCGGUGGGUGCAGUUUCACAUUCAAAGGGCCAGGAAGAUAUGGAUCCGAAGUAGAACAUCCUUUCAAGGAUGCUAAUUAUAAUGACGGUGGGAUGGUUGGAUUUCCUUUGGAGAAGUGCGGACCUGGAGGCGAAAGUUACAAUGCAACAAGUAACAGGGCGAAACUUAGAGCAGUAAUUGCAGCACUCGAAUUUCGCGAUUGGCAAGAAGAAGGAUGGCGGCGCAUCGUCGUUGCGACCGACCUCAAAUACGUUGUUGACGGCGCAAUAAGCCAUCUGCCAACAUGGGUUCGACGCGGUUGGCGGACCAGCAGGUUGAAGAAAGUAGCUAACCGAGACCUGUGGGAAGAACUCAACGGUGUCAUUGAGAACUUACAGAGGCGUGGCACCUCGAUUUCAUUCUGGCUACUUCGUUCGGGUAGCUUGGCUAAGACCAGAUCAGCAUUGGUACGCGAGACUAAAGAUGCCGCUAGAGAGGUCGCUAUCGAGCAUACUGAUGAAACUGCAUUGGAGUUUACAAGGUUAUGUGGCAUCAUGUUAUAAGGCCGUGAUAUUUUGAUUUUGGGAAUUUUACAAGGGCUGUGUAUCUGAUCUGAUAUACCAAGCAUGAAGAGAGAGAAACACAAGAUGGUUGGGAUUUGCCCUGAUGCUACAUUUUGACUCGUAUUCUGAGUCGCAAACACAGUUCCCAGAAGCUUGGCAAAAUUCCUGAUUAGUGCCUAACCUUUGGACAUGCU
Daldinia decipiens is the source of this 1514-nucleotide messenger RNA. Its product is annotated as ribonuclease H-like protein. The record is from RefSeq and is a predicted model, not a curated record. Lineage: Eukaryota; Fungi; Ascomycota; Sordariomycetes; Xylariales; Hypoxylaceae. Gene Ontology annotation, molecular function: RNA-DNA hybrid ribonuclease activity; nucleic acid binding. The transcript has a single exon. The coding region runs from base 490 to 1320 and encodes 276 amino acids.